This is a messenger RNA of Nomia melanderi (Alkali bee), 6797 nucleotides long. RefSeq names its product carcinine transporter. Gene Ontology annotation, biological process: transmembrane transport. The record is from RefSeq and is a predicted model, not a curated record. Gene Ontology annotation, cellular component: membrane. Gene Ontology annotation, molecular function: transmembrane transporter activity. Lineage: Eukaryota; Metazoa; Arthropoda; Insecta; Hymenoptera; Halictidae.
GAACAGUCCGUGCGUGCCCCUUUUUAAACGACGAUGUAGUGGCGGCGUCCCGAAAAAUUCCCGGGGAUCUCGUGCGUACACGUCGGCCAAGAUCAUUGUCACGAUCGUGAUCGGUACACGUGUUUCGUGCCGCAGCCACACGAGACAGGAGUCGCUCGUCCGUUCGUCGGUGAAACCGGAUUUCUCGGUAUCUUCGGAGUUACCUGCAGCUCGCUACGCAGGGGAUCUUCGUUCUUUCGCGGCCGAAUUCUCGAAUUUUCUCGGCGAACCUGUCGAUCAAUCGGAGUGAAAGAGUAUCUUUGUGCGCUCACCCGGAUUUUUAUCAUUCUUCCCUCGUUUCGUCAGCUUCCACGAACCAGCUGAUCCCGGAGCCGGGAUUAUUGUGACGUGAAUCGGAACACUGAGAAGAGAUCGAGAUAAUGACAGUCAUGGUAGAGUCCAUGAAAGUCGAGGAGGGCGAACGUCCGAAGAUCGCAGCCUUCGACGACAUCCUCCCGUACGUCGGUGAGGCUAGUCGAUACCAAUGGUUCCUCUUCAUCCUGCUUCUACCCUUUACCUUCGUCUACGCGUUCCUGUAUUUUACGCAGUUCUUCAUCACGCUGCUGCCUGCCGAGCACUGGUGCACCGUGCCCGAACUCGACAACUGGAAUCUCACCGAUCAUGAAAAAAUCGCGUUGUCCAUACCUCCAGCGUCGAUGGAGGAAUUGAAGAUGGAGAGCGCCACGUCGUUCUCGCGUUGCAAAAUGUACGACGUGAACUAUAAGGAAAUGCUGCAGAACGGCACCAGAGAAGCAGAUCCAUCUUGGCCCAUUAAAUCGUGUCAGAAUGGAUGGACUUUCAAUCACACGAUGAUACCGUACAAGUCUAUCGCCGUCGAGCUGGAAUGGGUUUGCGAACACGCUUUCCUGGGCUCCGCAGCCCAAUCAGCCUUCUUCGUGGGCAGCAUCAUCGGCGGCUUCGUAUUCGGUUACAUAGCCGACCAUUAUGGCAGAAUUCCAGCGUUGGUCGCCUGCAACGCGGUUGGCUUCAUCGCUUCCGUGGGCACAGCCUUCUGCAACAGCUUCUGGAGUUUCUGUAUAGCGAGAAUGGUCGUCGGCACGUCAUUUGAUAACUGUUUCAAUGUUCUUUUUAUUAUCGUGAUCGAGUACGUCGGCCCGAAAUACCGAACGCUUGUGGCGAACAUGUCCUUCGGGCUUUAUUUCGCCGCAGCUUCCAGCCUUUUGCCGUGGAUCGCCUAUUGGAUCGCUGAUUGGCGAAUUUUGAGCAUGGCCACCGCCUGUCCCAUGGUGGUUGCUUUUGUAGGGCCGUGGCUCGUUCCAGAAAGUGCACGAUGGUAUAUUACCAGUGGAAAGAUCGACAAAGCGAUCGAAAUGUUGAAGAAGUUCGCUAAGGUUAAUGGCAGAGAAGUAAAACAAGAGAUUUUCGACGAGUUCGAAAAGAACUGCAGGUCGAUGAUCGAGAAGGAUAAGUCGCACAAUCAAUACACCGUUCUCCACCUCUUCAAACUGCCGAGGCUCGCCCGUAUCACAACCAUGCUCAUCAUUUAUUGGCUGCUGAUGGUGUGGGUGUUCGACGGCCACGUCUGGAACAUGAAGCUCCUGGACCCGGACGUGUUCACGUCCUUUUCUUUGGCGUCUCUCACCGAGUUGCCCGCCGCCAUUCUGCUCGCCCUCUUUCUGGACAGAUGGGGCAGACGAUGGAUGGGAUUCGCCUCGAUGUUCCUCUGCGGUGUUUUUUCCUUUGUCGCUCUGUCCACGCCCCCUGGUGCGCCGACGGUCGCUAUGGCGAUCAUAGCCCGUCUUGGAGUCAAUAUUGCCGCGAACAUCGGCUUCCAAUACGCGGCAGAAAUGCUGCCGACUGUGGUACGAGCGCAAGGCGUGUCCUUGAUCCAUAUUAUUGGUUACCUGGCUCACAUUUUGGGACCGUACAUCAUUUACUUGGCUGAUAUCGAUGCUGCCCUGCCUCUCAUUACUCUUGGUCUGCUAUCUUUCAUUCACGCUUUCUUGACCCUUGGCUUACCAGAAACCUUAAACCAAGAUUUGCCGGAGACUCUUCAAGAAGGUAACGAUUUUGGCAAGGAUCAGAGCUUCUGGUGGGUCCCGUGCAUAUCCUCGAGCCAAAAAUUGAAGAAGUCCUACCGGAAGAAGGAAGGUCUCUCGAACCCUGCGUUCGCUGGCAGCGUGCAGAAGAUCGACUGCACCCGAUUAUAGCGAUUGUUCGUCAAUGAACUGGCACCGGUCGGUGAAACUUGCCAAAUCCUUUGUAAAUAUAGUUGUUAAAGUGCGAGUGUGAUGUUACGUGUUAAGGUCUGCUGCGAGCGUGCCGAGAGAUGUCGGAGUCGCAGGGAAUUACAGUGAGAGAGACAAAAACCGUGGAGAUUCGUUGAGCGGACCUUGCGCGGCUAAUAACGCUGUCAUUCUUAAGAAAGUAAAGAACGUAUAAAUAUUGACAGCAACGAUACUGAUCGCGCAUAGACGACGCAGAUUGAUCGACUGUGAUUACGGACGUUGGUCCGAAUUUCUUGACUCUCGAGCUUUGACGUCGCUUAACACGUUCGCGACCACGUGUCACGCACAUUGAGUUACAACAGUAUUCGUACCUUCUAAACUACUGACUUUGAACGAUUAAUAUUUGUUUACAAUACAAAUUUCAAAGUUCUUAUCAACAGGAUAUUUCUUUACAAUGCAAGUUUCAUAUAGGAGUAUAUAUUGGAAUUACGAAGCUUUCAAACUUAUAUAAACUUUAUUGAAAAACAAUAUGUCAAUAUAACAAAAAUGUAAUUUUAUGUAAACCAGAAGAAAAUUGGUGUCACACUUCGUACCUAUACAAUUUAUACUAGAAAUACAAUUAAUGUAUUAAUAACUAAUAUUUGGUUGGGCUUCCAUUGCAUAUAAUACGUUUGAGACAUAAGGAAUAUUUAAAUCAUCAGGCUUCUCAGACCCGGCUUUCUUCCUCUUUACGUAAAAUUACAUCUUUGUAGUAUUGACCUGUUGUUUUUUUAGUAAAGUUUAUAUAAAUUUGAAAAAUUCGUAAUUUCAAUAUACAUUCCUACUGAUAAGAAUUAUUAAACUGGCAUUGUAAACAAAUAUCAAUCGUUUAAAUUCGGCAAUUCGGGAGAUACAAACACUCUGUUGGCUUACUGUCUGUGUGACAGCCAUUCAUUUAGAUAGACGCUGUUAAUUACCGUUGCUACGAUGACACUAACCCUUUGCAGUCGGAAGUCUUUCACUAAAAAUAUUCAACAUUUCCCGAUAAGAUAUAGACGACAUUUUUUGAAACGAAUUAAAUUUCUCAUUUAACGUACAUAAAUCAAUAUGUUGUCUACCAAGCCCCUUUUCUGAAUUAUUUCUGUAGAUAGAAAUGUAUUUUUCCAAUAGUCAACAUUUUGCUGUUUUUCAGAUUAAAGCUAUGAUCAUAGCUCAUAUAACAUCAGACCAGAUAAUUUCUAUAGAGAGUAUCACCGGUGCGUCCUACGAUAGCCAACGUGUUAAGAAACAAAGUGGUCUUAUUUCAAUAUUUCACAUAUCGAUGCAUUAUACCAAGCUUAAUAUUAUGUGUAAGGCUUCAUAAUUUUGGUACAUCAAAUCAAAUGGUAACUGAGACUCUUCUCGAGUGCAAAAGGUUGAGAUAUAUUUGGUACAUGGUAUACCAUGUUUUGGCUAUAUCAAAAUAUCAUACAUAUAUGAUAUUUAUGUAAAAUGCUUUAUUUGGUUUAUUUACUGUGUCUUUAAUGUGUAAGAAUUAUGUGAAUGAUAUAUCACGUGAAACAAUUACAACAAAGGCACGGUCCACAGCGAGGGUAUUCCAACUUCGAUCGUGGUCGCGAACGUAUUGACGGUGGGGAUAUUAACAGUAUUACUAACAAUAUAUUGCGAUUUUUAUGUAUUUGUAGCAUAUGUGAUUACUCAACAGUCAAUACUGUGAAAUUAACAACUAAUCAUACCGGCACUUUGUAUAUUCCUAUUCCUAACGUAAUCAGUCAAAUAACUGGUUACAAAAUAAAGGUAAACAAGAUAGACGAUAAUUUUCGUUUAGUGGAAAUAGAAACAGAAGGAAAGUCAAAAUUGAAAAAUGUAUUAAUCGGAUAAUAUAGGAAUUGAUAUAAUGUUAGAUGAACGAAAGAAGACGCAGAAUUUUAAAUGAAAUUUUUAAACCGGUCACGGUACGUUUAGUGUUAAUAAGGUAUAUAAGAAAUGAUGAAGUUUCUCGAAAGUUUGUAUAUAAUAGAACUCUUCAUGUUCAAAAAUAAUUUGAAGAAUAAUUCAACAAAAUUUCAGAAAUCCAGGAAGGAAGAUUCUGCUCAUAAAAAUUAUGUUUACUAAAAAUGAAUGUAUUAUCAAAUUAAAAUGACUUCUCUCAUACAUUUUAAUUGUUCAUCUAGGAUAUAAAUAUUAAUUUAUGAUACAAAUGUAUAAAAUUCGCAGUCCAUUGAUAAUUAGAAAAUAUGUGUUCACAAUUCCGUCACUAUAGCUUGACAAGAUCAUCACAUCUGGUCAAAUACACGCAUAUUGUGAAGCAGUAUACAUACGUAAGACGUUAAAUAAAGUACAAAAACUGGUGUGACGUUUCUAUUCUACAGUCUGCGUGCAUAUGGCUAUUCCGUUUACGUUUCUUCUUCUACGAGAAGCUGAAAUGGUGACAGCAAUAAUGAUAGCGUAAGGUUGGAACGAUAACGAUGCGUAUUAUUAGUGUCACCGAGUGAAUGUUAUUGACCGUGUAAGGUCCGCUUCCAGAUCGCUAUAGAAAAUCAAUCGUGUCUCACCCGCGAGAAGAAUUGAACGAUGAACGUAGAUAUUCAAUUGCAAACGCAUCGAACAGAAAUUAUUCUAUUAUUCUUCAGUUGAACACAACCUGUCACAGUAUUUUUAUAUUUUUUAUUGGGAUAUCGACGAUCAGUAGAUCGAGGGCCGUUCGAUUUUCCUCAAGGUUUUAACACCGAAAAAUUGUAAUUCAUUCAAGCUGAAACGAACUGUCCCCGAGACACUGUCGUCAUGUGACGGCAACGAUUAUUAAGAAACUCGAGCUGUCACGUUUAUCUGUAAGUAGUACGCAAUUAAUUUAUCCGGAAUGCGAGUGGAACAUAUCCUCGGGUCUCAUUCGCCACGAAUCAUCGACUUAAUCGUUCGUGUGUUCGUCGAAAGCCGUGGACUUUUCCAUGAUUUGAUUAAUUUUCGAACUGUAGUAUCGGAUUCGAAAUACAGGAAGACUCGUAGUUAAUGUUACAAUUUGAAAUUUGUUAAUUCUGUACGAAAAAUAAAUUUCGACGUAUAUCAUGUUAAUUAUAUUCGAUUUUAAAAGUUUGAGGCUGGCUACGACAGUAUUUGAGCAUACACAGCUCAAUUUUGAAAUAUUCAUCUUCGAUAAUUAUUUGAAUUUGUCAAUCGAUUGAAGUUGAACCCCAUAGUCAAAACCAAUUCAUAUAUUCCUCCAGUGCAUAAAAUUCUAAAAGACUUUGGGAUCAGAAUAAUCUGAGGAACACAAUGUAAUAAUUAUUAUUUAAAAUGGUACUUAACACUGUUACUACCGGAUCGAUCAAAAUGAACCGUUCCUGAUUUCUUGCUUCACAAUUCUUGAAAAAAUAACAAAGUAUUGUCUGGGAGAUUAUUGAAGACAUUGUUUUUAUAAUACGCAAAAUGUAUUAUAAACCAGUUGAAAUCUCAAUAGAUGUACUUUUAGAGUUCCUAUAAAAAAAUUAGGAGAAGGUAAUUCGACUGGUAGUAGUUCUAGUGUUAAUGAAUAAAAAUCAAAGAUCUAAUCAAUGAACUUUUGGGUAAACGAUUGCUAAUUUUUCAUACAGGACCAUCGUGUUUUAAGUUGUGCUGUUAUUUAUGAGGCUAAUGUUUCUUCGAACAUAAAAAAUACUCCGGUUCGCAAGUUCCUUCGCGACACGAUCGAAAUGUCGUCACGGAUUCGAAUAAUGGUAGCAAUCUUCGUUCCUUCGAUCCAGUUCGUCCCAAAGACUCAAUCCGUAACACGCUGUGUACCAACGAUGAUUCUAGGACCGUUUAUAGGUCCUGUUUAGAAUCAUUCGCGUACUUACGAGACUAGUCCCCGCUUUGUGGCCCAUAUGCUAGGUCAUUCCAUAAGUUUUGCGGUUUUUGCGAGCAUUGAGAAUUACGAUUUAAAUGAUGCGGUUUAAAGUUACCACAAAGAUCCUCUGAACAAAGUUGUAACAAACGUUCAUGAGGGCCGAUGAAUUGUUUGAAACGUUACAAUCGUUUGAAAUGAUUAUGAAAUACGUUAAAUGGUCCCACUAAAGGAUAUAACAGAUCUAUGCAGAGAUUAUUAGUGUAAGUUAGUUAACAAGGUGUCUUAGAAAUUUUGCAUAGUACAAUAUCAAAUUCUGAGAACUGGAUGAAGAGAUUAUAGAAGUUAUUGCUCAGCAAAAUUCUCCAGUAAUUUGCUCAUUGAAGAAUUUGCUCAAAAAUUGAGAAUAUCUCGUUCAUUAAUUACUGACGAAUAGUUGUAUAAUCUGAUGUAAUACAUCCAACAGAAAAUCUCAUUAUUUAUGGGAAGACGUAAAAAAUGUUGAACUCUUUCAUAAUUAAUCUAAAGAAAUCGGGAUUUCUUUGCGAAUACGUCUUGCAACGGAUUUCAAAUUGUAUAUACAAACACCUGCCACAUAGUGCAGUUCUUCUUCGAGAAUUAAAGUGCAACUUUAUUACCAGCUAGAGAAUGUAUAUAUAAUAAAAACAUCGACGAGAAACAACGUGUAUUUAAAUCUAGACAGAUUUUAGCGAUUUAGUCGAUCAUUCGAAGAGCAUUGAUAUUUGCGAAUAAACAUGAAAAGUAUUUUU